This is a messenger RNA of Engraulis encrasicolus (European anchovy), 2024 nucleotides long. RefSeq names its product protein tyrosine phosphatase non-receptor type 18 (gene ptpn18). Lineage: Eukaryota; Metazoa; Chordata; Actinopteri; Clupeiformes; Engraulidae. Bases 144 to 1781 code for a protein of 545 amino acids. The record is from RefSeq and is a predicted model, not a curated record. The transcript is spliced from 17 exons. Gene Ontology annotation, biological process: peptidyl-tyrosine dephosphorylation. Gene Ontology annotation, molecular function: non-membrane spanning protein tyrosine phosphatase activity. Gene Ontology annotation, cellular component: nucleus; cytoplasm.
AAAUAUCAUGCGUGCGCUACAGACCGCUGGUUGUCUCAUCUCCAAAUGUGGACAUAUAGCUUGCGCUUUUCAGUCCGAAGUGAGGUCGUGUUAGGUAAGGUAGAAAAGUGCACACUGUGUGGAGUAAUUGGGCUCCUCAGAAAAUGAUGGAGAGACACCUGCUGAAAUUCAUUCAUGAAGCAAGUUCACGGACAGCUGCCGAAAGUCUUGCAGCAGAGUACAGCGCCGUGCGUCAACAGUCUAUAAAGGUGCAGCAGGAACUGCGCCUGACGACAGAGGCUGGACGCCUACAGGAGAAUACCAAGAAGAACCGCUACAAGGACAUAUUGCCCUAUGACCAAACCCGUGUCCCUCUUUCUCUGUGUACAACUGAGAAUGAAUCUGACUACAUCAAUGCCAGUUUUAUUGAGGGGGCUGUUCCAAGCAAGCGCUACAUUGCCACCCAGGGCCCUCUCGCCCACACCGUGGCAGACUUCUGGAGGAUGAUCUGGGAGUACAAUGUCAAGGUCAUAAUUAUGGCAUGUAAAGAAGUCGAGAUGGGCAAGAAAAAAUGUGAGAACUACUGGGCUUCAGCGUCUGCAACAGCGGUGUUCGGGAAUUUCACAGUUACCAAUUUGGAAGAAUCUGCACCAGAUAAGGAAGUUGUUAUAAGGACGUUACUGGUGAAAUAUAACCAAGAGACGCACACCAUCCAGCAUUUCCAGUACACCACGUGGCCGGAUCACGGCAUCCCUCACACGUCGGACGGCAUGCUGCACAUGCUGGGCCAGGCCAGGAGCGCGCAGGGGAGACACAGCAGCCCCAUGCUCGUCCACUGCAGUGCCGGCUGUGGAAGAACGGGGGUAUUGUGUGCCGUGGACUACGUUCAUGACCUUUAUCAAAGAAAGCUAAUCAAAGAAGAUUUUAGCCUGAUGAAAAUUGUUUUGGACAUUCGAUGCCAAAGGCCGUCAGCAGUACAGACAAAGGAGCAGUAUGAGUUCCUGUUUCGAGCUAUAGUGGAGAUGUUUGAGCGGGCCAUGCGGAGUGCCACGGCCAAUUAUGAGAACAUCAACGAGGCUAAUUUCUCCCUGUAUGACACUGUGAAGCCAGUGCUCAGAUCUUCAGUGUCCUGUGGCCACCACAGCAACAAGAGCCUGACGUCUAAACCUCGGCCACCCCAGCCUACGCCACGGAAGAUGAAUGACACCUACGCCGUUGUAAACAAGUCCAAGCAUCCUGCCGUCGGCCCCACAACACUACACCACUAUGACAACACUGAGCUGAAAGGAGGAGGAGGAGGAGGAGGCCACAAGGGCAGCAGGCCUGUCAGUCCCUCCCCAUCAUCCACGGCCACUACAGCCCCGCCCCCGACCCUGGCCCCCAGGUCACCUCAGCCCCCCUCCACCGCUGACCUCUACAGUACGGUGAAGCCUAAGGGUCGUUCGCUGCCUGCCCGCUCGGUGCCCAUCUAUGACAUGGCGGCCACAGGACAGCAACAGCAGCCGCGGGUAGAGGAGGAUGGGGCAGCCCUGGCCAAUGACCACGGGGGAUAUGAGCUACUGCCAGGAAACUGCGGCCCGCCCCCCAGGGACUCACAGAUGAUGUUGCCUGGCGCUCACAAAAAGUUGGAGAGUACCUCAUCUCAAGACGAUGAUUAUGAGUAUGUGUCAUGUCCCCUCAAAGAGGCCAACAGGAAGACAGACAGCUUCUGUACCCCUGGAAGCAUGGGCUUCAACUGCAGAAUUAAGAAGCCCAAAGGACCCAGAGACCCUCCGGCGGAAUGGAGUCGAGCAGAGCGAUGAUCCCGGGUGGCGAGGCAGCAGCAAAGCUCCUCUCUUCCUCUCCUCCUCUACUGACAUCACCAUCUGAGGUGUGCAGUGCUGGGCUGGGCUUUGCUAGGAAAACAGUAGUCAGUGCGUGCACCUUAUUGUUCUAGGUUUGUGAAGACAGACUGUGGCUCGAAAAAGGGUUUUUUGUUGUAAAUAUAACGUUUAUUUAAUGUAACUAAUGUACAAUAAACUGCGUGUGGUUUUUGGGAAAUCAAA